GUUGAAAACACCCACUAUAAUAGGAAACAUUCGUCGCCGCCUGGUUAUAGAUUAGAGAAACAAUAAGAACCAACGGCUUAUUCGAAAACAGAGGAGGGACUUUCUCUCCUGCAUCCAAAAUGCUGCCACUUUCAUGUUGUCUGCAAGAUAUAUUCUCUAGUGUGUAAUUAUCGGAAACUCCAGCUAUGAGACUAUACAGGCUUCGGUCAUUCAGAUUGUUCGCGUCUGUCACCAUUGUAUUCCUGUUAAUUCAUCUAUCGCGCUCCUACUAUAGAAAAUCCAUACAUUCCCAGCCUCGUAGCCAUGUUGCACCGUCGGCUUGCCCAGAAUCUCCCCUGCUCAAUGACGUGCUCGUCGUUAUUCGAACAGGGGCAACAGAAGUGCUCGAAAAACUACCGGCGCAUUUCUCAACGCUGCUCACCUGUGUUCCCGACUACAUCAUAUACUCAGACCUUGAGGAAGAUGUAGAGGGCCACCACAUUAUCGAUGUUCUCGAUCGGGUUAAUGAUAACGUCAGAAUGAACGUCCCAGAAUUCUGGCUUUACAACAGAUUACGUGCGUCAGGAAGAGAACACUUAGAAUACCAGACUUUGUUCGGGAGUGGACCGUCGGGAGCUUUAGACAACCCCGGCUGGAAACUAGACAAGUGGAAGUUCUUACCUAUGAUCUCUCGAGCCCUGGAACACAGACCCAGCGCAAAAUGGUUCGUCUUUAUCGAGCCUGACACAUAUAUGAUCUGGCAGAAUAUUUUAGAGUAUCUCUCCCAAUAUGAUGCGAGCAAACCGCAUUACCUGGGAAAAUACAUGUGGAUUGGCAAGGUUCUUUUCGGCCAUGGCGGAUCAGGCUUUAUGAUUUCGAAUCCAGCCAUGGAAAUGGUUUCAAAACAUUGGGCAGAAAAUCAGGAUUGGUUUGAUGAGUACACCGCAAAAGAGUGGGCUGGUGACAUGAUUCUUGGAAAAGCGAUGGAGAAUAUCGGCAUUCACUUAACCUCAGCAUCACCUCACGUUCAAAUUGACAGUCUGAGUACGCUGGAUUGGACCACCAAUAAGAACGAUAAACCUCCUUGGUGUUAUGCACCGGUGACAUUCCACCAUAUGAACACACCCGAUAUUCAUACUCUAUGGCGUUUCGAGCAAGACUGGCUCCGACAGAGCAAUGCCAAUACGUUCCCCCAACUUCGCGAUAUCUUCGAGAGCCUUGUACAGCCCCGACUUCAGUCCGAGCUCGAGGACUGGGACAACCAGUCCAGAGGAUUUGAAUACAGUGAUGAGGCAUUCGCAAAACUUUCGGAUGAAGGCCGAGCUGCUAUUACCCAGACGGAACGAGAUGCCCCAGCUUCAUUCGAACAGUGCAAAAUUGCAUGCGAAAGAAAACCCUCAUGUUUGCAGCUCUUCUACAUCCCGAGUCGUUGUUUCCUUUCCGAUGAACUACGUUUGGGCCAGGCAGUAGAACCUCAAUGUGUCGAGUACUCACACAUCAAUAAUAAAUGUAUAAUAAUGCAAGAUAUGAAGGCGCCAGGCGUUACUCUCGAGAAGGCAAGCUCCACCAAGUCGGGUUGGAUGAUGAGCAGGAUAUUGAAAGCGUCACAAGAAAUGAACAACAAGUGCCAAAGCUUGAGAGAGAACGAUUGGGUAAUAGAGUUAUGAUAUGCCAUACAGUUCAGCCGCAUAAUUUGCGUUUUCACCGUUUCAAAGUGCUAUUUUACAAGCGGGCUCUCAUGUACCUACCGUAUCAUAUUAUAUUGAAAGUUGGACCUACAGCUUUCGGAAGCAGCUCAUCUAAUAAGAGUUUUGUGACCGCUACUAUACAAGCUUCAUUCUCUCUACAUAGAUUAUGGAACCUAAUAACCUAGUUCGUUUCGGCAAUAGGUAUCUAGCUGUCCUCCUUUUAAUUUAUCCCGCAGAAUUCGUUAACCACAGGAAUGUAU
Molecule: messenger RNA, 1927 nt
Organism: Xylaria bambusicola
Lineage: Eukaryota; Fungi; Ascomycota; Sordariomycetes; Xylariales; Xylariaceae
Product: glycosyltransferase family 31 protein
Exons: 3
Coding region: 186-1646 (486 amino acids)
Cellular component (GO): membrane
Molecular function (GO): glycosyltransferase activity
Source: RefSeq, a predicted model, not a curated record